CGCUACUGCCGUAUUUCCUGGGCACCUGUGUCUGAGCGGUUUGUGCCUGCUCGUGUCCGCGUCGCUCUCUGGUAGGGGCGUGAAAUUUUGUGGCUGCGGCAUUUGGUCUGGAAUGAACCGCGCUCUCGGUGGAGGCCGGGGAGCCGAGCCAGAGCCAUGAGACGCCCCAGUGCCGAAGGCACUCUGAAAAGCGAGUCUAGUGAAGUCCACAUUUGACGUUGAGAUGCGUUAUCAGAAUUCUACAGUGACCUUAAACAGUUCUUUCUCUAGCAGAAAUUUUAUUUCCAUUAUUCUUGAUUGAACUUGAAUGUGGCCUCAUUUGCCCGGAGAUGCAAAAGACGUUUUCAAAGGGAGGGAAAUCAUUCUUUUCACUGCUGUAAAGGCCAGUACAGUGGUAGCAGUUGGACUGACCAUUGCUGCUGCAGGAUUUGCAGGCCGUUAUGUUUUGCAAGCCAUGAAACAUAUGGAGCCUCAAGUAAAACAAGUUUUUCAAAGUCUACCAAAAUCUGCUUUCAGUGGUGGCUAUUAUAGAGGUGGGUUUGAACCUAAAAUGACAAAACGAGAAGCAGCAUUAAUACUAGGCGUAAGCCCUACUGCCAAUAAAGGAAAAAUAAGAGAUGCCCAUAGACGAAUUAUGCUUUUAAAUCACCCAGACAAGGGAGGAUCUCCUUAUAUAGCAGCCAAAAUCAAUGAAGCUAAAGAUUUACUAGAAGGUCAAGCUAAAAAAUGAAGUAAAUGUGUGAAUUUUAAGUUCUUGUUAGUUUAUGUGUAUGCGUGCUAGCUUUUUAUAAUAAAAGGCCUCAAAGCUACAAAUUUUAAAAUGA
Lynx canadensis (Canada lynx) is the source of this 824-nucleotide messenger RNA. RefSeq names its product DnaJ heat shock protein family (Hsp40) member C19 (gene DNAJC19). Bases 308 to 730 code for a protein of 140 amino acids. NCBI's taxonomy places the organism in Eukaryota, Metazoa, Chordata, Mammalia, Carnivora, Felidae. Gene Ontology annotation, molecular function: ATPase activator activity. The record is from RefSeq and is a predicted model, not a curated record. The transcript has 7 exons. Gene Ontology annotation, cellular component: PAM complex, Tim23 associated import motor. Gene Ontology annotation, biological process: protein import into mitochondrial matrix.